Purpureocillium takamizusanense is the source of this 5533-nucleotide messenger RNA. RefSeq lists its product as uncharacterized. NCBI's taxonomy places the organism in Eukaryota, Fungi, Ascomycota, Sordariomycetes, Hypocreales, Ophiocordycipitaceae. The record is from RefSeq and is a predicted model, not a curated record. Bases 777 to 4643 code for a protein of 1288 amino acids. Gene Ontology annotation, molecular function: actin binding. The transcript is spliced from 5 exons.
GCGUGUCCCUUUCUCCCCCCCCCCGAUGUUUUGCGUACGUCAUUCUGCGAUUCGCGGUACAGCAUCAGAGGAACCGACCUUAUAGCCCAGCCCAGGCAAUCUAGACCCGCGGCGGGCUUCCACUCGUUUCUCAGGCUCCCCUGGCGAGAGCUUCGACCCAUACAUACCCUUUCCCUUCGACCGCCUGCCUCUCUCUACAUUUCUCCGUUGCCCGCCUACUACCUCACCUCUCUCCCCUCACCACGACGGCGUCGGCGGUGCAAGCUGAGCUCUCGAGGUGAAGAAGCCUCGUGGCACACCACGCACCACCGCCCUGCUUGUGUGACGCGGUAUGUGUCACCACAAACCAUCCAUUCACUUGCCGGGAAGCAGACAAUCCGUUCGGGCCCUUUUCCGGUGCUAGAGCCACCGUUGCUUUUUGAGCAUUGUCUCGGUCCCCUCCCCUUCUCAGCCCGCGACAAUCGCGACAAACCGCCUCGGCGGCCAGCGUCUCCUGCCCACACGUACUCGAACCUGACGUCGACGAGGAACGAGGACAUCUCGACCACCAACAACCACCAGCAAUCCCUUUUGUGUCGGGCCGUUGCCCAUGUACUCGACCAAGGCCCAUCGCCUACCACACCGAGCUCGCGAACCGAGUCCCUAAGAGCACGUCUCCAGGGUCGCGGGGUUCGACGUCGAGUUUGAGGCUUGCACCCGACAGCUCGUUUGCUCUGCCGCUGCGGCAUCGAUCACAGCGGACGUAUUGUGCGUCUUAGGCGGCGAUACUCGGCACAAUGUCUCUCAAUGGGUUGGACGAUGCAAAGGUCGUGGAAGCACACGAGACGGCUGCAUCCGAGCCAGGAGGAUGGUUCCUCCUCAAGUAUGCCUCUCGUGACGAGGUUGAGCUCCUGAAACGCGGCAACGGAGGCAUCGUAGAGGUGCGCAAUGCCAUCGACGAAUACGACGAGACAAGCCCCCUCUAUGGCUUUCUGAAAUAUCGAAGGAGGAACGUCAUCAUCAAAUAUUUGCCCGAAGACUGUUCUCGAAUAAUUCAAGCUCGCGUGGCUGUUCAUUUCAACGCCGUCUGUGAGCGGUUCUCGCCGUACGAUACCACGUUCGAAAUCUCAUCAGCAGCCGAGCUCAAGGAUACCAAACUGUCGGCAGCCUGCUCCCUGCACGCUGCCUCCUGCUCGACUUCUUCGUCCACCAGUUCCCUCCGCAGAAGACGCUUGGUGGAAAUUGCCGAGGAGGAGGAGGAGGAACAGCGUGCCGUCAAGCGCCAGUCCAUGCAGCACAGGGAUGGGGACCGUCCACAGCCGCCAGCUGGCGAGGGCCGCGAAAUCGAGCCAGUCACGCUCAACUCUCAGCUGGCGGAAUCUCCCGAACACAGAAAGUUCUCCGUCGCUUCAACAUCCGAAUUGCCAACUUUUGUGGGAGUCGACGAGGGCCCAACAUCGCCGGGUAAGUCGAGCGACGCAGACUCAACGCGUCCCGACUACUCUUCUACCUACUCAUCCUACCCCUACACCAAACCCAAGGUCAAACUUGGCCCUCGCCCAUCCCUCGAAAGCGGUGGCCGGCCCCAGACGGCUGGGAAUUUCCGUCCUGUAUCUGCUAUACCGGCAGGGUUCAAGCUCUUUGGCAAGGGAAGCCGGCGAGGCAAGGGCAGCAGAGACGGAAUUACCAUGCCCCCACCUGCGGAUGAUGCCGUCAGCCUGAACCUGCCUCCAUCUGAAGCUCUAGGAGCCGACGGCCCUGUGCGGGCUCAUGAUCUGGCGGUCGCGAGACCAUCCACCAGCUCAGGCAUCCCCCCUGACCCAGUAUCGAUGUCGCCGCCAGCUGCGAAGAAGCCCACCAUCUCGCCUGAAAAGGCGAGACUGAUGAAGGCGAUGAAGCUGAGGGAGAAGAAGAAACAGAUGAGCAUGCAUCCUCCUGCAGAAAGCAUCAGCGAAGUCGUAACGGAAGAGUGCACAGAUGCCACUUCCGACGCUGUCGUGAAUCAAGCGCCCGAGGCAGGUGUCCAACCAGAGACGGAGCAAGAUGUUGAGGAUGAGGCAAAGACUGGCAAUGCUGGGUCGGCGAUGGAUAUGCUCUCAUCUUCGGUGCUUACUGAUCAAACUUCAGACUUGACACAGUCCGACUCGAGACCUACCAGCCCAAUUGUGGCCUCCUCAGAGGCAGCACAGUCAACCAAGGCUUCGUCCAUCUCCGAGUCUACCGACGAGACAGUCCAAGCCAAGGAUGAUGAGACGGCGCCAGAUGAUGAGCACAACGCGGAAGAUACCAAUUCGAAGGAUCAGCAAGAGGCGCGGCUAAGAGAUCUGCUUGUGACAGCUGAGAAACCUGUGAAGGAGGAUAGCGCCACCGCGUUGGAGAUUGACGAGAGAACACCAGGCGCUGCCGAAGCAGUGUCCUCCGGAGGCUUAUACGAACGUGCUGAGCCCCAGCAUGCGCCGCUUGCACCAGCAGAACGGGCCGCCGAGAUUUUGGGGUCUGUCUCGGAAGACGUGUCGUCCGGUGGAAAAGAACAGGACAAGCCCGAGCAGGCGCCUGAACAUGUCGAAAACCACUCCUCAUUUGCACCACCAAUUUCUGACCACUCGGUCGGCAUUCCAUCGUCGUCAAAGUCUCCACCGGAGCCGUUGUCCGCGAACGUGGAUAGCGAGACAAGCAGCAUUCCUCACGCGGAGACUACCACGUCAACAGUUGAUAAUGAGGCCACCACCCCCACUUCACAGCCGAGGCCUUUGGAAAGCAAGGCCUCGACCCAGAACCUGUUUGCUGCCGACGAAGUCGCCGCGCAACCUACCGUCGGGUCAGACGGCCCGCGGCAAGCGCUGGAGGAAAGCCCCAUCAUCACAAAAGCUCACGCGACGGUGGCUGAGGUGGACGGACAAGACGGGAGCGACACGGAUACUAUUCCUGUCUCUGUAAAGGCCACAAAGCGAAGGGCCCUUGUUGAGCCCAUCGACACCGACCUGCCCCAUACUCGGAGCACGACGCCGCGGGAGGCAAGCCUCUCAGACGACGAAGAGUUGAUGGACGAGCUGCAGAGCGCGACAGUGCAGGAAGCCAAACACAUGUCGGUUGCCAAAACUCCUGUGUCGGCUACCUUCCCUCCCAGCCCCGCCAAGAGGGCUGCGCCCACGGGUGCGCCGGCUGCCCACAUGGUCCGAACCACAUCAAAUCCCGUCCGUGGCAAGUUGACUGUCCCGACGGGCAUCAAUCAGACGUCGGCGCGAUCUGUGAGCACGGGAGCGGCCUACUUGCACCAUGUCAACCAGCAAUCGGCGCAGCAGGGCGGCAAUCUGAUGAAGAAGUCCAACCUUGGCUCGAGCAUCUCGCAGCGCAUCAAGGCGCUGGAGAAGCUCUCCGCGUCGUCGGGCGACGCACCGCCGGCUGUCAGUGCGCGUGAGCGGCCGUCUUCGACCUUUUUCGCGGUCAAGAAGCGGGAGCCGUCCAGGUCGCCCUCCGUUAUGGACAGGGCAAACUCGUUCCGGUCAACCGCCGAGCCUAUAUCCAUCUCCAACGAGUCGUCUCCAGACGGCAAGCACGUACGGGCAGAAAGAUCUGGCUCCGUCACCAGCCGCCUGUCUGUGUUCGAGUCACCGACCACCGCUACGGCCAACGCCCCCAACCGCUCGCCCGCAAGCACUCACCGCGGUCGCUCAGAGUACGUCUCCGUCACGGCCAGGAUUGUUCGGGAUCCGAACGACAAGGCCGGCCAGGGAUUCGACCCCUCCAAGGAUCCCUCCGAGUACGGCCAUUUGGAACUGAAGCAGUCGCCCUUGCUGGUGGACCACCACAAAGCCGUCCGCGAGCCGGCACAAGCCAGCACAGAAGCGCCGCUGGAGGAGCGGUCGGCGAAUCAAGACGCCGGCAAGGCCAGCAAGUCUCGCCAGUCCUCUUCCUUGGGCCUUGUCAAGGACUUCAUCAAGGAGCGCCGCAGGUCCGUGACAUCGAAUCAGGGCGAUAUCUUUGGUGCACCGACCAGCUCCAAUCCAUCACGCUCGCCGACGCGCCCUCCUUCCAUCAAUCAGACCAGCUCCUUUUCGCCUCGGCUAUCCAUCAGCAGCCGGCGGUCAUCGGUCAGCAAGGACCGUGAUGGCUAUACGUCACCAACCGGAGAGAGCUUUGGUGACGACGCCAAGUCGACUAACGGGGACAAGAAGAUGUCCAGGGCGGGUCGCUUCAUGCGUCGCCUGUCCAACCUCUCCGGGUCUCGCGGCAAGAAUUCACCCACCGUUCUCUCGCCCUCCGUCGCGGAAGAUCGGGCUGCCGAGGCAGCGACUCAGAGGCCAGCCACCACCGGGUCUCCCUCGGUCGUGUCCUACAUGGGCGACGUCAACGUGCAGUUCCCCGACAAUCUGCUGUGGAAGCGUCGCAACAUGUGCCUCGACUCCCAGGGUUUCAUCAUCCUCAGCGCCCUACCUGCCCAGAGCGGCCGCCAGGCACAGGGCACAAAGCGAUACCACCUCUCCGAGUUCCGGCCGCCCUAUACCCCGGAUGUUGAGCUCCAGGAGCUGCCAAACAGUGUUGUACUUGACUUUAUCGAUGGGGCCAGCAUACAGCUUGCGUGUGAGGACAGGGCCGGGCAGUUGAAUGUCCUGAACAUUCUCCAAGAAGCACAUGCGACGCGCAGCACGACCUACGGUCUGUAGACGCUCGACAAGCGCCGCACGUCUCAUUCACUCCCUAAUACUGGUACGCGAGAACCAGCUUUCCCCUAGACUCUCUGCGCGUCCGACUGAGCCCACACAACCAAACGCGUUCUCGUCAUAGGACAGGAGACAACCUUGCUUGUUCGCCUUCUUGUCGGCUAGGGCUCUUCCUUCUGUCACAUUUCUGUGGGAAUCGGCUGCUCCCCUUCCUAUCACGACAUGUCCUAACCUUGGCAUAUUGCCGUUCACCAUGCCUCGGCACGUUACGCUCUUCUUGCCUGUUAUAGCGCCCAAUUCUUGUUGCUUUCCCUUAUUUGCCUUCACAAAAAAUGUGAUCUUGUCAUCAUGAUUUCGUUGCACUUUCUCACGACUGUAUCGCCUCCUUCACAGGAGCCGAGUCAAAAAUAGUGGAAUGAUACCAUACGUCGUCAGGCCGAGCCCUGCUUUCUUCACUUUUCCUCAUGCGGCCUCGCUCUUCUCAACCCCCCUUCCUUUGUCAACCGACGCUCUCAGCCUUUUCUUGCCGUUAAGUUUUCCCUCUUGGCUCCAACAAAAAAAUUGCGAACCUGUCUCUCUCACUCUCACUCUCACUCUCUUUCCAUGGGGGUUCUCUUUGUCACAAACGAGGUCUCUUCUCUUCUUCUUGUUCUCGAGGAAUCGGAGUGCGCGACAGCUGGGUCAGCCGGCCGGCCGUGCGUGGGUUGAUAGAUGGAUAGGUGGAUAGGUCGGUGGACGGAUGGAAUGGGGGGAGCGACCAAGCAAACAGUAUAAGCCCCACGGCCUUGGAUCGACCGAUGAAUGGGCUUUAGGUCCUGGGGGUUGCAUGGGCCCUCAUGUAUAUAGUUGAUAGCGGACGGCAUCAUAGCAGCAAUGAAGCGAGGAAUGUGGCC